CACUGAGAGUCGGUGAGAUCAGCGCAGAGGAUCGGAGCCCAGAGAUGAAGCGGAGCUCGCUCCCCGGUUAGAGACGGGGCUCCGCCGCCCUGCCGAGCGCACCGACACGCGGAACCGCCUCAUCAUGCCCGGGACUGUGUGUGGAGUUUGACAUGAGUGAGACGGCGUUGCUGUUAUUACCAGGCGCGAGCUGUGCGGGAUGAGACGGUAGCGCAGCGCACACAGACGGACCCGCUAUGAGUUAUACCAUGAAUAUAUAAAAUGUCCGGAGAAACAUUGGAGCUAACCUACUGUUAUACUACGUGAAGGUAUGGCCUCACAAGUCUUGGUCUACCCACCACAUGUUUUUCAAACUCAGACAAGUGCCUUUUGCAGUGUGAAGAAACUCAAAGUCGAACCCAACAACUGUGUUUACCAUGAGAGGGCCUUCCCACUGACUUUUUUGAAUGGUAGAACCCUUGGCAUUGGACAGCCAACAAAAUUUGCACCUACGUACAAGACACGGGACUUUACAGGGGUCAGAAACCGUGGGGACUUUCCAGUGCGGACUGUCGCUGUACAAGGUGUACAACGACAACCAACCAGUGCAGCGUCACAUCACCAAGAAAGAGGUGUUGCGUUGCAGGGGAAAGCGCUGCAACAUCUGGAAAAAGGCAGGAGCAGCGGUGGAGCUACAGGGGCAUCUGGAGGGGUCAGGGGCGAGGAUACCGGGAGUAGUGGGGGCGAAGGAGUUGCCGGUGGCAGGGCCGACGAGGACAAGGAAGAAGACAGCUGUAGUUCUAACUUGGCGGAUGGUUCCCAGCGAUGUGGUUUGAAACGUAAGAGCGAGGAGCUAGAGAACCAGGGAAAGGCCAUGCAGAUAGUGGAAGACCUGUCAAUGUUGCCUGCAAUGUUGCAAACGAACGUGGGGAACCCACCCGUUGGAGUCCCGGCAGCUGUAGCAGCAGGCCCAGUGAAACAAGGGGGUGGAGCUGGCGGUGGAGAUGGUGACUACCAGCUGGUGCAACAUGAGGUGCUUUGUUCAAUGAAGAAUACCUAUGAGGUGCUGGACUUCCUUGGCCGUGGUACCUUUGGUCAGGUGGUCAAAUGCUGGAAACGAGGCACCGGCGAGGUGGUGGCGGUAAAGAUCUUGAAAAAUCACCCGUCCUACGCGCGGCAGGGCCAGAUUGAGGUCGGCAUCCUGGCUCGUCUGAGCGGAGAGAACGCGGACGAGCAUAACCUGGUGCGGGCUUUCGAGUGCUUCCAGCACCGUAACCAUACCUGCCUUGUGUUCGAGAUGCUUGAGCAGAACCUGUAUGAUUUCCUCAAGCAGAACAAAUUCAGCCCGCUGCCUUUGAAGGUGAUACGGCCCAUUCUUCAGCAGGUCGCUACCGCACUGAAGAAGCUGAAGGCCAUGGGUCUAAUCCAUGCCGACCUGAAGCCAGAGAAUAUUAUGCUUGUGGAUCCUGUCCGGCAGCCGUACCGGGUGAAAGUUAUAGACUUUGGUUCUGCCAGCCAUGUCUCCAAAGCUGUUUGUUCCACGUACCUACAGUCGCGGUACUACAGGGCGCCGGAGAUCAUCCUGGGCCUGCCGUUCUGUGAAGCCAUAGACAUGUGGUCAUUAGGCUGUGUGAUAGCGGAGCUGUUCCUGGGCUGGCCCCUGUACCCCGGGGCUCUGGAGUACGACCAGAUCCGCUACAUCUCCCAGACGCAGGGUUUACCUGCAGAGAACCUCCUCAACCUCGGCACCAAGACGUCUCGCUUCUUCUGCAGAGACUCCGACGCGCCAUACGCUGCGUGGAGACUGAAGUCCACAGAGGAACACGAGGCAGAAACUGGGAUGAAAUCGAAGGAAGCAAGAAAGUAUAUUUUCAGCUGUUUGGAUGAUAUUGUGCAUGUGAAUUUAGUGAUGAAUCUUGAAGGCAGCGACUUGAUGGCUGAGAAAGUGGAUCGUGGAGAGUUUGUGCUCUUGCUGAAGAAGAUGUUAUGGAUCGACGCAGAGAACAGAGUUGUCCCCGGUGAAGUCCUCAACCAUCCCUUCGUCACCAUGCAGCACCUGCUCGACUUUCCUCACAGCAAUCAUGUGAAAUCAUGUUUCCACAUUAUGGAUGUGUGCCGGCCGCGAGCCGGACCCUACGACACCAUCAACCGGAACAAAGCUUCAUUCACGAGACCGGCCACGACCUCGGCGCCCACCCUGACCGUGCCUUACGGCAAGAUGGCUGCCGUGCACGCGCAGCCUUUGGCUCCAUCUGCUCCCUCCGUCAUGCAUCCUGCGAUCCCGCUCCAAACAGGAAGUGCUCAGUUUGGGGACUCAUUUCAGCAAACGCUCAUCAUCUGCCCACCGACCCUGCAAGGUCUCCCCCCCAACCCCAACAAGCCCGCGGGUUACUCGGUGCGGAUGGAGAGCACGGUUCCGCUGGUGACCCAGGCUCCCACCAUCCAGCCUCUACAGAUCAGACCAGGCGUCAUCAGUCAGCAAGCCUGGUCUAAUCGGCCGCAGCAGAUCCUGGUACCAGCCUGGCAGCAGGUGACCCCGGUAACGUCGGAUUCUGUGGCAGGACCACAGAGGCUGGCAGAUUGGGGGAAAGUCCGGCCUCACGGGAACCACUACACCUCAAUCCUGCCGCACCCACAACCUCUGUUAGCCAAUCACAUGACAGCCUUGUCAGCCCACCAGCCAAUCAGCAUCGGGAUCGCUCAUGUGGUGUGGCCACAGCCUGCAGCCAACAAAAGAAACAAACCGUGCAUUAACAGGACUAAUUUCUCACACAACAGCAACACACAUAUCUCGGCGGCCCAUUCCCCGAAAACCACCGACGGUCGCAAACGCACAGAGGAAGUGCAGGAUCGGUGUCCUGAAACAGAAGAUUGCAUAGUUGAGGCGGAGUUACAGACGGAGUCACAGGAAGAGGAGGAGCCUGCGUGCUGUAAGGUGGAGGUAGAGGUGGAGGCGGAGUCGAACGGGCUGGGCGUGUCUGAGGAGCAAAGGCAGGCCGUGACAGCAGACACACCGAGUCCAGCGGGCAGCGUGAUCAGCAUCAGCAGUGAUGAUGAUGAGGAGGACGAAGAGGCGCCGGGAGCGCCGAGGCACUCAGUAGAGUGUAAAGGCAGUCCGGAGUGUGAGGCGUGUCGCAGUACACUGAAUAUGGAGCGUGUGUGUUCUCUCAGCAGUCCUGACUCCAGUCUCAGUACCAGCUCAUCAGCAUCAGUGCAGUCCAGCACCUCACCCUGCAAGAGACCCAACAGCAUGUCUGAGGAUGAGCAAGAGAGCGGCUGUGAUACGGUAGAUGGCUCUCCUGCAUCAGACUCCUCCGGUCGGGCAGACAGUCCGUUCCUGGAAAGCCGCUACAUCUCUGACGGGAAUCAGAACAACAAGAGCAGCGUGAGCGCAGAGACGGAGAUGAGCAAAGCGCCUGUACGGACCAUGGUGGUGCCGCCCAUGAGGGUGCAGAACAACAACAACGAGCCGCCAGCCAGGACGGUCCUAGAGCCAAUGUGCCAGUCAAAAGGUCGCAUCGGUGCCAUCAGACAGCCCCAUCAGUCCACGGCGCUCCUGGGCCGCCCGCAGAAACUCGUCCCACCAUCCCAGCAAUCGCAGCCACCACCGCCACCUUUCGGGCAGCUCCAGCAUCCCGCUUCAGCCCACACAGAAUGGAACGGCAACUACAGCCACCGGCGCCCUCAGGCUUUCAUCCCCCCCACGGUGCACGGCCACGCCUUUACCCUUCCUCAUGGCAGCCCCACCCACUCUACAGCUCAUCCCCCUGCCCCGCCCCUGGGCAUCGUCCACCCCCACGCACAGCCCGCCUUGCUCUCUUACCCGCCCUCGGCUCCUCUGGUGCCGACUGGCCCCAUUUCGCACCUCCUGCCGUCGCCUGGUACUACGCGGAGCCACGUGCUCCUUUCCCACCCGGCCAGGCACCUUGUGCACCAAGUGAGCGUGGGCAUCAGCGCCCGCCUCCUGCCCUCGCCCACGCUCCACCCUCAGGGCCAAUUCAAACCUCUUUUCCCGUCACACUCGUACAUCGCCUCUCCUGCCUACGCAGGCUUCCCCCUCAGCCCCACCAAACUCAGCCAGUACUCCUACAUCUAACGGCCACUCGGUGCAGGCAGCCCGUUUUCGCCCCGGUGUCUCAUGGGGUGUCUUACGGGAACCACGGAUCAUCUGGUUUUCAUGCCCAAAGCCAUGGCACAAACAAGAACGCAAGCUUUUUUUUUUUUUUUUCCUGAACCACAUCAACUCGGGUGCAAUUGAACUUUAAUCGAGCUUUAAAAAAAAUUAUUAAAUAAAAGAAUGUCUUGAAGGUAUUUCGCAAGUUGAUAAAGAGCGCAAAAGAGGAAAUGCAAGUAUGGAUGGGAAAAAAAAGACGAUGUGUUUUGCACAUUUUCUACAACUUCUUGUCAGAUUUUCAAUGAAGCACUCCUCCAAACAGGUGAAUAAAGAGGAGGUGCCGGGAUGAUUAAAGAAAAAAAAAAAUGUAUAUGUAAAGAAAAAAAAAUCAUGUAAUCGCACACCUCCUGUUGGAUCCCUCUCAAAUCUAUUUUUCUAUAUUGCCUUCUGAACAGUGUGAGACACAUCUUCGUUUGUAAAGCCACCCCAGUAUCCUGGUCAUGAUGCCUGACCUGCACACAUAAAGUCCACGUCGUGGUGUUCUGCCUUUUCAGAGUAUUUAUAAACCGGUGUGGUUUCAGUGUCGAGUCAUUUUAAUCGGAUUAGAAAACGUGGUCGUUCCUCACGCUGCAUGUCUUCUUGCAUGAGCUGCAAAACGUCGAUGUCGGAUCGGAGAGAUGCCAAUAGAUGUCGCUCUUAAAUGUUCGUAUCAUGACUCUCGCUGCAUUGUUUCAACGCGUCCUCAGCCAUAGUGCCUUAAAUAUUUGAGGUUGUUCAUGUUAUUACUACUACUACUAUUACUACUUCUAUAAAUCUAUAAUUAUAUAAAUAUAUCGAUGUAUCGGACUGCAGCACUUGAAAUUCAGAUCGGUCCGUGCAUUCUGCGUGUGUGUGUAUAUAUACGCACAGAGGUGUAUGCUUUCAUACCUGAUUUGGCAUGGAUGUCUCGCAUUGCACAAAAAAACAAAACAAAAAAAAAUUAUAAUUUUUUUGGAAUCUGAAUCGUAGUCUUUUCCUUUCAUUUAGUUUUUAGUUAGUUUCUCGAGGACGGCAUGCUUUUGCUGCAGCGAAACGCUUGCUGUUUGUUCUGUUCUUUUUCCCUUUAUUACUUUUGACGAAUGAACUAGUGUACAAAAAGCAAGCAUUAAAUACCGCUUAAUGUUUGAUAAUCAAUUUCUAUUAAGUGGGGGAAAAAAAAAGACAAAUAAAAAUUAUUACUAACAGUGUUUGUACUGUUUAACGAAACUGCAAUACAAUCGAAAUAGUCGUUGAUUCUCGGACGUCCGUGCGUUUUUAAUUUAAGUUUUUCUCCUUUUAGUUUGGAUUUUUGUAUCCUAGAUGUGUAGAACCGUGGUGGGCAUGGCUUUGACUAGAUGACGAAAUGCAAAUAGGUCUCUGAUUCAUGGUUCGGAUUCAUCUUAGCCUGACAGACCAUGCAGUAUUCGGAAUAUAAUCUAAUAUAUACGUAUGUACGGUAUAUCUACUAGAGCUAGUCUAUUUAGUGCUGAAGCUUGAUGAGGUGUGUGACUUUUAUCUUGUGCAAUCUUCUCAUUUAUGCAUGUGUGAAACUGCUUAACGUGUUUAAUUUCUAUAUUCUCGUAUAAUUCGUUUCGACGUUUCAGUACCGGUGUCGACUGCUUAUUUGAUACAUUCCGUCAGGGAGAUAAUACGUACGCUUUGUGCAGAUUUUAUUUACGUUUUUUGGUUUCGUUUGGGUUUGUUUUUCUUUUUUUUUGUCUUUUCUUUUUAAUAUAAAGUUGCUUGUGCAGCACCAAAGACUGUAAUCCGUAAAUUAAUUAUUUUCUUUCUUCUUCUUUUUUUUUCUAAAGCAAGGUAGCUACUCUCCCUGCAUAGACCUCAUGUAUACUGUAGUAACUCUAGUCCUGGGGUAAGUUUUAAGAAUAAACGGAAAUGUAUUUGAAAAAAAAAAGGCUUAGGGUUAGCGUUUUAGGUUUAGCUUUCUGAGCAAGUAAUAAGACGCAUCAUCUAUCUUGAAUGUAUCCUAGAUAAGCUGCUAUAUAAUUAUUGCCACUUCAGAUAGCUGUGAAAUUAGAUGUUUUCUUUUCUUUAGUUCAUAUCUGCGUUUGUAUUUUUUUGUUUGUUUGUUUUUGUAUAGUUUACUCUUAUAUCUGAGACAGACGUGUAUUUUGGUUGAAUAGUUUUGCUUUAAUGUUUGGAGUGUAACUGUAACUACUGUAAUGCUGUUGAUGGAGAUUAGUUCGAGGUUGUCGAUGCUCUUUUGGCUGGUGGUGUUUCGCAUCAGUAUUUUAGACUUUCAUUAACUGUUCCAGGUGUAACUUAAGAUUUUUUUUUUCUCUUUUUCUCUGUUUACUUUUUUUUGUUAUACGUUCAUCAGAGUGAUAGCUUGCAGAGUAAACAUUGUUUUAAUUUCACAAAAAUUCAAAGAACUGGUUUUAUGAAAUGUUCCAGUGAGCCAAAAUAUCAAGGACACAUUAUAACAUUAUAUCAUCUGUUUUUUUUUUUUCUUCUCUUUUUUCUUUUCUUCCACCUUACACCUAUUUUAUGCCCUUGUCUAAAUCUGCAGCCAAGACAUUUUGCUGGGGGAUUUUUAAUGAAAAUCCAGUAUUUUAUUCAACUUCAUAAACGACCUAUUUGAUACUUUUUUAUGAUUUUAACAAAAAGUAACACUUUCUAUAAAGCUGAUAUUGCUAUAGAUUUAUUGCUGUGCUUGAAAUUCCUAAUUUGGUAGCAUUAAAAUAUGUGAAAAAUGCCUGUAAAUGUAUAACGCCUUAUAUAACUAGCUCCAGUAUAAUAUGAUGAGUUUUAUAAUAAUGCCGUAUAAAGAGAGUCUGAGAGUUUAUUUAGAAAUAAGUAAAAAACCUUAAAGGUUAAAAAUCUUUUAAGUUCUAUCCUUUAUUUCUAACUUGCGUACAAAUUAACAAAUUUUAUUUAUUGUGAAUUUUUCCCGAAAUUGUAGACUGUUAAAGCUGAAGUAAGUAUAAAGCACACAUUACAUUCUCAAUAAGUAAAUAAAAUAAUAUGAUUCUAAAAAAUUAAAUAAAUAGUAAUAAAAAUGUUUUUAAAUGUCAAGAUGUCUAGAGAUGAUUCCAUUUCUUUCACCAAUUUUAUAUUUCAUUUUAUUUUCCCCACCUAAUUUUAUAGACAUUAGUUAGAUUUCUGUGUUAAAUACAAUCCAGAGAUGUAUUGAUUAUAUGAUUCUAGACUGUAUUAGGGCUUAAUAAUAAGAAUAAGCUCUCGUUAUAUUGCGUAAUAAUUAUUGGUUGAUUAUAAUAUUUUACGAGCACAGUUAAAUGUCGAGACGUCUAAAAGUAAACUCUGGACUCAGUAGCAUUUUCCCCCUUCAUCUAAUUUCUAGACGCCUAAGUUAUAUUUAUGUCUUAAAGUAAUUUACCCGAACGUAUUAGUCCUGCAAGUCUAGCACUAUUAGUUAAUUAGACUGACUUAUUACAAAUACAGUUAUAUUAAUUCAUAAAUAUGAGCUUUAUGUAGAAAGUGUUCCUAAAUUGUAUUCUCACAAUCAACGAUACGUCAAAUUCAAGAUUCAGUCAGUCAUGUGAUCGUGGCAUUGCUUACAGGAAAAGCUUCGUCUCUUCCUGGGGUUAAAGCUUAACACUUAAAAAAGAGAGUUAAGACUGUGUGUGUGUGUGUGUGUGUGUGUGUGCGUGCAUGCCUUUAUUUGUGAGAAAACGAGCUGCGCUGUAAAAACGGGCUGGACACGAGACACAGCGGUUCAACCUCACGUUCCAGGGAUCGAAAUACUAAAAUUAGAGCAUUUUAUUUAGGAAUAUGUUACAAUGUCACUCACAUCACUGCUGAUUUCAGUUUUUCUAGCCAAAAAACGUUUCUGUCAUAAAAAACAAAUAAAACGCAAACACAUCUGGAGUUGUAUUUCGAUCCCUGUGAAAUGGCCUUCACCAGCAAAUCCGUCUCCGUUAAUCUGAUAUUACUGCAAAAAUGACUACCUGUAUUUUCACACAUUUUUGCCCCUUUAAUCAACCUACUGAAAGAUUUUUUUUUUCAUGUACACAUCAUUGCUGUUUUUUUUUCCCUGUGUCCACUUUCUGACUGUACUUUUUUUCUCCUAAUCAGCCUUAUAUAAGACUGCAUUUGUAAUCACAAUUAUUAUUAUUAUUGUUAUUAUUAUUAUUAUCUUUUCACUUUAAUUCAGGGUGUUUGUACUAAUCUGCUGUUGCUACUGUACGACUGUAUUAUCACCUCUCAGUAUGAAGUCCUAAUGCGUAUGUUUCCUGGGUUUGAUUUACCCCCAGCUUACGGCGUGUUUGCAUAUUUGCCUCGUUAAUGAUGUAAUAGGAGCUGUUACUCACUGUUUAUCCUCGUGUCAGUUCUGUGGCUUUUGUUUGCUUAUUUUUAUUUAAAUUUCAUUUGAUGCUACACUAGUUUUGCCAUGUAGCAAUUGCACUGUGCAAUAUUUGAGCGUAUGAUGAUGAUGAUAGGGAAACGGGGGGGAACGCGUAACUCUCGGAUGUAACGUCUUUACGGUAUGCGAUAGUGUAUCCUCUCUAGUUCUCAGUGACUUGGAUGUGACCGGGCUUCGUCACAUUAAGCGGGUUUUCCAGGCGACUCUUUUUGGUGAGUGUCAUAAUAAAGAGUUUAUGGUGUAUUGUCAAGAUUCACUUUGAAUUAAAAAAAAAAUCUCUUGCUGCAGUCUCUUAUACACCUGUUUUUUUUUUUUUUGGUUCUUUUUGGUUCUUCAUUAAAAGUAAAUAGCAUACUGUUCAUUAUAGCUUGCUGUUUUAAGGUUAUAGGGUGCAGUGUAAAAGUUUGCAUACCCUUAGGAUUAUUACAGGUUUACAGCAAUAAGACACUUCCAUGUGUGUGAGAUUUCAUAAAUGUUCUGUUAGUACCAGAAACAGUCAAAAAUAUUAUUAAAAUGUUUUAAUGA
Clarias gariepinus (North African catfish) is the source of this 8978-nucleotide messenger RNA. RefSeq names its product homeodomain interacting protein kinase 3b (gene hipk3b). The transcript is spliced from 16 exons. The record is from RefSeq and is a predicted model, not a curated record. Bases 311 to 4075 code for a protein of 1254 amino acids. Gene Ontology annotation, biological process: peptidyl-serine phosphorylation; peptidyl-threonine phosphorylation. Gene Ontology annotation, cellular component: PML body; cytoplasm; nucleus. Lineage: Eukaryota; Metazoa; Chordata; Actinopteri; Siluriformes; Clariidae. Gene Ontology annotation, molecular function: ATP binding; protein tyrosine kinase activity; protein serine/threonine kinase activity.